Rotaria socialis is the source of this 3951-nucleotide messenger RNA. The record is from the annotation of a GenBank genome assembly. NCBI's taxonomy places the organism in Eukaryota, Metazoa, Rotifera, Eurotatoria, Philodinida, Philodinidae.
AUGGCAUCAUCAACAAGUGCAGAUCCAACAGUCAUAGCUAAAGAAAUCAAAGCACAAUUAAAACAAGCUCGAGAAGUUUUCAAUCAAAAAGAUUAUAGUGCAGCUCUGAAAUUAUGCGAAGCAAUUGUUAAAAAAGAUAAAACUUGCUAUACAGGUUGGAUUAUGAUUGCUGCUUGUGCACAAGAAUUAAAACAAUUUCAUCAAGCUGAAUCUGCUUUGCAUAAAGCAAUUGAACUCGAUGAAAAUCAAUCGGUUGUUUAUCAAGGUAUUGUACAAUUAAGUGAACGUGCACCAGGCUUUCUAAAUGAAAGUGAUAUUACAAGUGCAUUUCGAAAAUUAUGUUCACUAACUCGUCCAACGGAUCCAACAAAAUUCUUUGAUCAUGCAAAAAAAUAUAUUGAAUAUUUAAAGAAAAAAAUCGAAGUUCAACCUGUAACUACAAAUGAACAAACUAAUCCAUAUCGAAUACAAUUAGCUGAACUUUGUAAGGAAAUCGUUGAAGAAAAACGUCUCCAAUUAAAUCAAGACGACGAACGACACUAUCGAUUAUUGUCUACGGAAAUACUUGCAACAAUGAAAACAAUUUCAACGAUUCUAAAUGAAUUUUUAAGUAGUAACUAUUUUUGGCUUUCACAAAGUAGUUCAGAUAAUAUUCUACGUUUAAAUUAUUAUGAAAAAUAUAUUCAAUCAAUUUGUCAAAUGGGCCGCUCUAGUGCUGAUAUAGUUGAUUAUUGUAAUGAAUGUCUAGCACUAUUUCCGAAUUCAAGAAUAGCUCAAAAUACUAUAAUAAUUAUUAAUCUUGAAACAUUAUUACCGCAAAUAUACGAUUCAUUGGCACCUAUAGCAAAAUUAACUGAUGCAUUAAAUCGUAUUCGUUCAGAUGAAAAUAGUCAAAUAUCAAUACCAGCUAUUUGUGGUAAAGCUUAUUUUUCUAUUCGAAAUGGGAAAUAUUCAACUGCACUCGAAUCAUUGCUUAAUCUCAAUGAAGAAGAUGGUUAUCAUCUUGUUAUUAUUUUCAAAAUGGUUUGUUAUGCUCAUUUACAUAUUAUUAAAGAGACAAUAGAUAUGGUCAGUAUCGCACGUACAAAAUUGACAAAUUUUAUUGUGAAAGAUGUUGUAUCAUCGAUUGAAUCAUUAAUAGAUCUUUGUUUAGCUCUGAUUACAUAUGAUCAGGGUCUUUAUGAAAAAUCUAUUCAAUUAUUUGAGAAACUUCAUCAUGUAACCAAUAAGUUUCAUAAUCGAGCCGUUUAUGGUCAAUUCAAUGCUUAUAUCAAGCUAAAUAAACCCAUCGAGGGUCGUACAUGCUACGAUACAAUAAAAGAUAAUUUGGAAUCAAAUCAAGAAUUAUCCUGUCGUCUUCAAUUAGCUCAACUUGAAGAAUAUCCUAGUGAACUUCUUAAAAUAGUGCAAGCUGCACUGAAGGAAGCUAAUGAAAAUGAAGAAUUAUUUGAAUUAACUGUUCAAGGAUGGUUAUCAGUUGGACAAGCUUAUCUAUCUAUUCAACGUUCGAAUGAUAUGUUUGAUAAAGAUCAAUGUAAAUAUGCAUUUGAUAAGGCCAUUGAACUGGAUGAAUAUUUUUGGGAAAGUUAUGCAUGUUUAAGUAGAUAUUAUAAUGAAAUAGAACAAAGCUUACCGGAAGCAUUAGCCUAUUCAAAGCGUGCUUUUGAAUUAAAUGAAAAUAUUGAAAGUGUACAAAUAACUUAUGUUGAUAAUCUUCUGCAGGCUGAACAAAUCUAUGACGCAAUAGAAAUCCUUGAACGUAUACUUGCUAUGAAUAAUAUGAAAACAUGGGCACAUUUUCGAUAUGGACUUGUUUCUCUUCGAAUAAAUAAUGUUUAUAAUGCUGUAAAAGCAUUACAAAUUGUUUCUCGGCGGCCGCCUGUUUCUGGAGCUACUUGGUCAGCAUUAGGUGAUGCACACUUACAUACAAACAAUUUAAAAACAGCAUUGAGUUGUUAUCAUAAAGCAACAUCAUUAGAACGUGAAACACUUUAUUCGUUAACGAGACAAGCAUUUACUAUGACAUUACUCGGUCGUUUCAUUGAAGCUAUUUCAUUGUUUGAUAAAGUUAUCGAUCAAUCACCGAAAUAUCUUCUAGCUCGAAAAGGGAAAGGUGAAGCUCAUCUUUAUCUUGCUAUUCAACAAGUAGGACUUUAUAAAGAUCAAUCAGCGGUUAUUCAAGUUCAACAAUCACUUACAGCAUUUCAUGAUGCUGUAUGUUUGCAAUCUAAUUAUGCUUGUUUAUGGAAAAAAUAUGGUGAUGCAUGUAUGCUUCUUCAUCCAGUUAAUGAUGAUUUAAUUUAUAUACGUUUACCAUCCUUAACAAAAAAAUUCGAUGAAAAUAAAAUCAAAGAUCCUGAUGGUUGUAUUGUUUUAAGAAAAAUCGAUCUUCUUCAACGUGCACAAAAAUGUUACAUGCAAGCAAUUCGUCUUAAAUCACGUUCGGCAGUCUAUUGGUCAUGUCUUGCUCAAUGUGUUUAUAUUCAAGCUCGUCAUAAUUCAGAUGAGCAACGCAUGCUUAUGUUAGCAUUGGAAUACAUGAAAGUAGCAAUUUCAUUAAAACCUAAUGAUCAUUUAAUUUGGAAUGCACUUGGUGUUAUUGCAGCACAUCCAGCGAUGAAUGAGUCUGGUUUAGCCCAACAUUGCUUUUUUAAAUCACUUCAAUUACAACGAUCGGCUGUCGUCUAUACAAAUCUUGGUUUUCUUUAUUAUCGUCAUGAAAAUAUAGACUUAGCAAAUAAAGCAUUUUCUAAAGCUCAACAAACUGAUCCAACACAUUCAUUAGCUUGGAUUGGACAAGCACUUAUUGCUGAAAAAAUUGAUUAUAAUGAAUCGAUUGAUCUCUAUCGUCAUUGUGUUGAUCUUUCGAAUCAUUCUCAAGGUUUAUAUGGUUAUGGAAAAGCAAUUGCACAUCUUCUUAUCAAACCAAAUAGCAAGUCAACUGAUAUUUAUCGAUAUUCAGUUGACUAUUUGAACGGUAAUCAACGGGCAGCAGACGCAUUAACAAAAUAUAUUCAACGAAAUCCAGCAGAUAUAAAUGCCUUACAGUGUUUGGCUAUUCUACAUGAAUUCAACCAACGGUUUACUCAAGCAGCCAAUGCUUAUAAACUUGCUUUGAGCCAUAUGAAUCAACAAAAUGAAUCAUCAAAUGUGAUACGAAAUGAUUACGCACGUGUAAAAUGUCGAAGUGGUGAUACCCAAUUGGAUGCGUUCGUUGUAACAGAUAAUAAACUAACAUUGCUGAAUGUUCUUUGGUUAGCAGUAGCUUAUGGAAAAAUGAAUAAGCAAACAGAGGCUAUUGAAAUUUUAAAAAGUGUUAUUGAUGAUUCUGCAACUUCAAAUAAAGAUCGUUCAGUUCUAUUAACUUUUCUUGGACUUCAUCAACGUAAAAUCGACCCACAGGCAGCGGUUAAAACUCUUUUCAAAAGUUACUCAACUAAACCUGUGUGUUCAAGUGCAGUAACUGCACUUUGUGCAAUGGGUAUGAUCAUAGCGGAUAAUCGAAUAUCAGCAGCAGCUCUAAAAGAAAUGUCCAAACCGACAGAUUCAAAUUAUACAAUGGAUAUACACUUAUUAACAUGCUUAUCAAUGUUGUUGUCUAAUAAAACUCGUGAAGUUUAUAGUUAUACAAUGAAUGUUGUUUGUUACUAUCCAUGGUUAACAUGGACAUGGAUAUUAGCUUUAAUUGCUCGUAUUCAAACAGGAAAUCCAAAAGGUGUAUUACAAAUGAUUGAAGGAAUUUGUUACUCGAAUUUUUCGGCCGUUGAUGAGAAAAUGGCAAUAUUUGUUGCUAAAGCAUUACAUCAUAUAUCAGUAGAACGUAAUGAACAUAUUUUACAUCUAUUUCAAAUGUUAAUCAUGCGUCGGCCAGCUCUACUUGAUUUACGAAUCUCAUUGGCACAAUAUAUUCAAAAUUUCGAUUCAUCGUUUGGUCAAUCUUUACUUCCUUAA